AUGAGGAUUAGGAAGGAGGUGGUCCAAGAAGCAUGUUGGCUAGAGCUGCAGCAGCAGCAAGAAGCAUGUUGGCUAGAGCUGCAGCAGCAGCAAGAAGCAUGUUGGCUAGAGCUACAGCAGCAGCAGCAAGAAGCAUGUUGGCUAGAGCUGCAGCAGCAGCAAGAAGCAUGUUGGCUAGAGCUGCAGCAGCAGCAAGAAGCAUGUUGGCUAGAGCUGCAGCAGCAGCAAGAAGCAUGUUGGCUAGAGCUGCAGCAGCAGCAAGAAGCAUGUUGGCUAGAGCUGCAGCAGCAGCAAGAAGCAUGUUGGCUAGAGCUGCAGCAGCAGCAAGAAGCAUGUUGGCUAGAGCUGCAGCAGCAGCAAGAAGCAUGUUGGCUAGAGCUGCAGCAGCAGCAGGAAGCAUGUUGGCUAGAGCUGCAGCAGCAGCAAGAAGCAUGUUGGCUAGAGCUGCAGCAGCAGCAAGAAGCAUGUUGGCUAGAGCUGCAGCAGCAGCAAGAAGCAUGUUGGCUAGAGCUACAGCAGCAGCAAGAAGCAUGUUGGCUAGAGCUGCAGCAGCAGCAAGAAGCAUGUUGGCUAGAGCUGCAGCAGCAGCAAGAAGCAUGUUGGCUAGAGCUGCAGCAGCAGCAAGAAGCAUGUUGGCUAGAGCUGUAG
Molecule: messenger RNA, 648 nt
Organism: Salvelinus namaycush (lake trout)
Lineage: Eukaryota; Metazoa; Chordata; Actinopteri; Salmoniformes; Salmonidae
Product: antigen LPMC-61-like
Exons: 2
Coding region: 1-648 (215 amino acids)
Source: RefSeq, a predicted model, not a curated record